UUGAAGCUCUGUAACAGCUGGUAACGGAGGCUUUUGGGGUAGCCGGCGAGGCAUGGUGGAUUCCUCUCUUUCUAUAUGGAUUUGGUGCUUCACUCUCUACCCAUUAUCUCUCUUUUCCUUUAUUUACUUUUUCUUUGGUUUAUUUAUGUGGGUUCGGAAAGAACAGGAGAAGAAAGAAGCUGAAGCCCCCUUGUUAUGGUUCGAAACCUCUGACUCUGUUUGUCGCCGACACCAGUUUGAACCUGAUGGUCGACUCUCCGUUGUGAUUGUUGAUGAUUCCAGGCCCCUAUACCAAAGGGUGGCUGGAUGUUUCAUGAAUAAAUUUUUCCCCUCGGGAUAUCCAUACAGUGUGAAUGAAGGCUAUCUCAGAUACACGCAGUUUCGGGCUUUGCAACAUGUUACCAGUGCAGCGCUAUCAGUUCUAUCAACUCAGUCCUUGCUAUUUGCUGCAGGGUUGCGGCCCACUCCUGCACAAGCAACUGCUGUUAGUUGGAUUUUAAAGGAUGGAAUGCAACAUGUAGGGAAGCUAAUCUGUAGCAAUUGGGGUGCUAGAAUGGAUUCUGAGCCUAAACGUUGGAGACUACUAGCUGAUGUGCUCUAUGAUAUCGGCAUUGGCUUGGAAGUGCUUUCUCCAUUAUGCCCGCAUCUUUUUCUAGAAGUGGCAGGCUUAGGAAAUUUAGCAAAGGGGAUGGCAGUUGUUGCAGCAAGAGCAACAAGAUUGCCUAUAUAUUCUUCAUUUGCUAAAGAAGGAAAUCUGAGUGACCUAUUUGCUAAAGGAGAGGCUUUUUCAACUCUCUUUAAUGUUGUUGGAAUUGGAGUUGGAAUUCAAUUAGCAUCUACUGUCUGUGCAUCAAUGCAGGGAAAGUUUGUUGUGGGUCCUCUCCUUUCCAUAUUACAUAUAUACAGUGUGUCUGAAGAAAUGAGAGCAACUCCUAUCAAUACCUUGAAUCCACGAAGAACUGCAAUGGUUGUGGCCGAUUUUCUCAAGGAAGGAGUUGUAGCAAGCCCUGCUGAUCUAAGAUAUAGAGAAAAUCUGCUGUUUCCUCUGCAACUCAAAGAAGAUGCUGGAAAUGUAAGAGUGGGGAAGGAUGUACACAAGGUCAUUCAACCUUCCAGGCUUCUUGAGUUAAGACAAGUGUUCCCUAAGGAGAAGUUUCUUUUAAAUUUUGGGGGAAAUUGCAUCAACAUGGUGUUGGAGCAAGAUGCUAGUGGUGAAGAUGCAUUGAGAGGGUGGCUAGUAGCUGCAUAUGCUUCACAAACUGAGAGUUCCUCUCAUGAGCUCAAUGGUAGUGUCAUGCAUGAGGCUUAUGAGAAAAUGAAUGGUGUCUUUCCUGUAUUCUUAAAGGAAUUGCAGAACAAAGGGUGGCACACUGAUAGGUUUUUGGAUGGAACUGGAAGCCGUUUUGCACUCUAGUGCUCGUAUAGUUUCUAUGUUGCUUUGAGUAGGUUUUGAUCCAUUCUUUCAGAGAAUUUUUGAUGUGCUAUGGGUGGAGUAAAUCCGAUAGUGUUCACAUAUCUUAUGCUCAAUUUAAUUGUAUAUUGUACCUAUUUUUUUAAAGAGCAAUGUUAGAUGCACCAAAAGAUAGAAUGACGCGCGCACCCACAUUUGCCUCGUGAAUGUGUAGUCUCAAACCCAUGUUUUAUUUGGUUUAUUCAAGUUAUUUAUGUAUUUAUCAUAAUUAUAAUGAUGGUAUUAAGUUUCGA
Molecule: messenger RNA, 1704 nt
Organism: Cajanus cajan (pigeon pea)
Lineage: Eukaryota; Viridiplantae; Streptophyta; Magnoliopsida; Fabales; Fabaceae
Product: protein root UVB sensitive 2, chloroplastic
Biological process (GO): response to UV-B; auxin polar transport
Cellular component (GO): chloroplast envelope
Source: RefSeq, a predicted model, not a curated record